UAUCUGACAGGCCUCCAGUCAUGACUCUACUUCUCAUUACCACACUGCUGCUCUCAGGUCUGGUCAGUCUCUCCUCCUCUGUGCCACGUCAGUUCCAUGUGGUGAAGGAGCAGAAGAACUGGACAGAAGCUCAGCAGUACUGCAGAGAGAAGUUCACUGACCUCGCCACCAUAGACGACAUGACAGAGAUGGAGAAGGUGAAGAGCAAGAUCCAUGAAGCAGGUGCUGGAGAUGCCUGGAUUGGGCUGAAGAGGGGAGACUGGCAGUGGUCUCUGGCUGACAGGGAUUUCUACAGAGAGAAUGAAGCAGAGUUCAGGAACUGGUAUCCAGGUGAACCCAGUGGAGGUGCUGGUGAAGAGUGUGUGUAUAUGAGGAAUAAUGGAAGAUGGUUUGAUUACUGGUGUCGCUACAGCGCUCCCUUCAUCUGCUAUGAUGGGGGAGACUCCACACAUCCCUAUGUGGUGGUUACUGAGGGGAAGAACUGGACAGAUGCUCAGAGAUACUGCAGAGAGAAACACACAGACCUGGCCAGUAGCUGCCUGGUCAGAUGGCAGCAGCUCCUCAUUCCGCUACUGGAACUCUGGAGAACCCAAUAA
Molecule: messenger RNA, 596 nt
Organism: Sardina pilchardus (European sardine)
Lineage: Eukaryota; Metazoa; Chordata; Actinopteri; Clupeiformes; Clupeidae
Product: macrophage mannose receptor 1-like
Exons: 5
Coding region: 21-596 (191 amino acids)
Source: RefSeq, a predicted model, not a curated record